GCUCUCUGUGGGAGCACUGAUAGGGGAGGAGAGCUUGAGGCAGCCACAUGGAAAAGAAAUGGCAAAGACCGGGAGGUAGUUCAUCUUCCUAGCGGGCUGUUGGAAGCUCUUGGUGAUCUAUGGAGCAGAAAUCUCUGACGUGAGGAGUCAGGAGGGGGUAGUAGUGACCUUCCCCAGGAACUCCACCUCCCAGCCUGGCUCUUAGCUUUUGUUCUCAGUUAGUUGGACCCACGUGAUCCAGUUUAGUGGAGAACUAGGAUUUGUAUGAGGGAAUUAUUCCAGCAAAGAGGGAUUUUGUGUCCUAGCAGAAGAGAAUGAAGUUGCCUUUCUGCACAAUAUUCUCCAGCCUGGAAAACUGGACUGCCAUAUUCUUUGAGGGCUUCCUGAUCUCCUAUCAAGUUGUGGCCAUGACCUGCAGCCCUCCCCAAAACCUGUCCAAUAGCGGUUUGGAGUAUGUUACAAGGUCUGGAGAAGAUAUCUACCAAGAUAAGAUCCCUUACCCAUGCCAUGAGCCAUGUUACAAGAUAGUGCCCACCAUGGACAGUGACCAGCCUCUACCUGUGUGUGGACAACCAUCUACCCCUAUUGACCGGGAUCAGGGGGCCCUUGGUGCAGCUAAAGCAAAGCUGGGAAACUUCCCAUGGCAGGCACUCACCAUUAUCUAUGGGCGUGGAGGAGGAGCUCUGCUUGGGGAUCGCUGGAUCCUCACAGCUGCCCAUACCAUCUACCCUAAGGACAGCUUCUUCAAGAAGAACCAGAGUGUGGAUGUUUUCCUAGGACACACAGACGUAGAGGAGCUCAUAAGGCUGGGGGCUCACCCUGUCCGUAGGGUCAUUGUGCACCCAGACUACCGCCCAGAAGAGCCAAACAACUUUGAAGGUGACAUUGCAUUGCUGGAAUUAGAGAAAAGUGUCCCCCUGAGCCCCAACCUCCUCCCCAUCUGUUUACCGGACAAUGAGACUCUCUACAGCAGUGACUUGAUGGGCUACGUCAGUGGCUUUGGGGUGGAAAGGGGCCACCUGGUUAGCCAGCUGAAAUAUGUGAGUCUGCCCAUUGCCAAGCGAGAGGCUUGUGAGGCCUGGCUUCUGGAGAAAAACAGAACUGAGGUGUUUUCCUCAAACAUGUUCUGUGCUGGAAACAGGACCAUAAAGCAAGACGCUUGCCAUGGGGAUAGUGGAGGAGUCUUUGCUGUGUGGGACAAUACUACUGAGCAUUGGAUGGCCUUGGGCAUUGUGUCCUGGGGCAUUGACUGCAGCAAAGGGUAUGGCUUCUACACCAAGGUCCUCAACUAUGUGGACUGGCUCAGGAGCAUAAUGGAAGGGGAGGCCUGAGCCCAGGGUUGCUCUAGCCUUGACUUCGAAAUCGCCAUAGGUUUGAGGUGCUCAAAGUGUGGUUUCAGGAAAUCCACAAAGUCAAAACUAUUUUCAUAACAACACUGUCAUUUUAAUUCUAAUAUGGCAAAUAUCAGUAGAUAUAAC
Vombatus ursinus (common wombat) is the source of this 1478-nucleotide messenger RNA. It is a transcript of the gene C1RL, whose product is annotated as complement C1r subcomponent like. Gene Ontology annotation, molecular function: serine-type endopeptidase activity. Gene Ontology annotation, biological process: zymogen activation. Bases 315 to 1331 code for a protein of 338 amino acids. Gene Ontology annotation, cellular component: blood microparticle. The transcript has 4 exons. The record is from RefSeq and is a predicted model, not a curated record. Lineage: Eukaryota; Metazoa; Chordata; Mammalia; Diprotodontia; Vombatidae.